AUGUCGGGGCAGAAUCCUUAUUCGCAAGGCCCUAACCAGGAGUCUGGCUACGGCGGCGGCGGCUAUGGUCAGCUGAACCCAUAUGCCACCAAUACAAGCGACAACGCUUCGCCGUACAACACCGGCAACAACUAUGAGCUGCAGGACUACAACAACCAGGGCGCCGCCGGCAAUGGCUACUCCCAGGAGCAGGGCGCCCGGCCUUCUGUUCUGUCACAGCAAGACUUCCUCAGCCGCGUGCAGACCCUGCGCAACGACAUCAAGGCACUGACUGGCGAUAUUGACUUCAUUGGACAGCUGCAUCAGCGCACCCUCAGCGCUACUGACCAGGAUGCGAACGAGCAGCUGGAUCACUACGUUGCGCAGACGCAAAUCCGCAACACCGCCAUCAAGGAUGGCAUCAAGGGCCUUGAGCGCGACCUGCUCAAGACAACAGACGCCUCUCGCACCACUAAGCAGACCCAGCUCGAGUCGCUCAAGACCUUUUUCAAGUCCGAGCUCGACAAGUACCAGAGCAUUGAGCGCGAUUACCAGGCGCGCUACAGGGAGCAGAUUGCGAGACAGUACCGCAUCGUGAACCCGGAAGCGUCGGAGGAUGAGGUGCGACAGGCCACAGAGGCCGACUGGAGCAAUGAGGGUGUUUUCCAGACAGCUCUUCGCUCCAACAAGACUGGUCACGCUGCCUCUCUGCUUGGCAAUGUGCGUGCUCGCCACAAUGAGCUCCAGCGCAUCGAGCAGACUCUCUCCGAGCUCGCCCUCCUCUUCCAGGAACUUGCUGCUAUGGUCGAGCAACAGGAGAACGUGGUUGUUGCCGCCGAGGUAAACGCCGAGAACACAGUCCAGAACAUCGAGAAGGGCAACGAGCAAGUCAGCCAAGGUAUCGAGCAUGCCCGCCGCACCCGCCGUCUCAAAUGGUGGUGCGCCUUCAUCGUCUUCCUCAUUUGCCUUGCCAUCGCUCUCGGUGUUGGUCUCGGCGUGGCCUUGACCAAAAACCAUUAA
This is a messenger RNA of Trichoderma breve, 999 nucleotides long. RefSeq names its product syntaxin domain-containing protein. Bases 1 to 999 code for a protein of 332 amino acids. The transcript is spliced from 3 exons. NCBI's taxonomy places the organism in Eukaryota, Fungi, Ascomycota, Sordariomycetes, Hypocreales, Hypocreaceae. Gene Ontology annotation, cellular component: plasma membrane; endomembrane system; SNARE complex. Gene Ontology annotation, biological process: vesicle fusion; intracellular protein transport; exocytosis. Gene Ontology annotation, molecular function: SNAP receptor activity; SNARE binding. The record is from RefSeq and is a predicted model, not a curated record.